Ectocarpus sp. CCAP 1310/34 is the source of this 2466-nucleotide messenger RNA. The record is from the annotation of a GenBank genome assembly. NCBI's taxonomy places the organism in Eukaryota, Phaeophyceae, Ectocarpales, Ectocarpaceae.
AUGUCUGUGUGCUGGAACGAGCACGUGAUUAAGGCUUCGGGAGGAGGCGUGUUUUGUGUAUAAGUUCUGCGCGCCAGCGGCGCAUAAAAAAAAAAAUUUCCUAAACCAAAUAACACUGGCGAGAAAGAGCACGCAAAUGAUAUGUAGACUCUAUGUGUGUUUCUCUGUUUGUGCUUACUCUCCCAUGUCUGUGUGCUGGAACGAGCACGGUGUGUGAAACUCAAGGUUUUACGUCAUGAAUAUCGGUCCUGGAUUAACAUGUUGUAGUCCCCAACCUCAACCCACACUACCCCGGGAAGGGGCGGUAGCCUCGGCCGGAAGGCGCGGAGGCAGCUAACUUGCAACGGCGGAAGGGAGGAUCGAUCGUGGCAGAAGUGUGCGGCAUGAAGUGAGAGACUUGGUGAUCGGGAUCUCCAGAGGAGAAAGUGAGAGACUUUGUGAUCGGGAGCUUCAGUGGGGGAUGACCGAUGGUUGCAACGACGCAGCUCUGGAUCUACGCGCGGUUCAGGCACGUUUGUGAGAAUUAUUGUGUUUGGGUUAUUUCUAGGUUUGGUUUUGUUUUGUUUGUCGAAAACCAUGAGUUUGAGAACUGUGUCGACGUAGACUUAGAGUUGCGUUGCGCAUGGAUGGUUGGUUACAUUGUGAUUUUCAUAUGUUGGGCAUUGAGUUUGGAUAAUCUAAGAAUUCAGCACGCCGAAUGGUUCAGUUGAUAUCGUUGGACCACUGCUAGCACUGCUGUCGAAAAUCAUGGGGGGGGAUGGAUGUGAUUGUGAUGCCAUGGUACUCGUCGCAGUACAAGCAGCGUUCUAGCAGACGUUCGGGUUUGGUUUUUGUUCAUUUUGUAAACGUUAUCCCCGUUUUACCUGCGGAAAAUGAGGAGAAUUUCGUGUUUGUUUCCCAUUCCGCGUUUUACCUGCGGCUUUCGGAGAUAAGUUCAUUAUAUUUGCUUGUUUUCUCGUUGUUAGUAUUCGAGAGUUGUGCCUUGCAUGUAUUGCUNGGAUGUGAUUGUGAUGCCAUGGUACUCGUCGCAGUACAAGCAGCGUUCUAGCAGACGUUCGGGUUUGGUUUUUGUUCAUUUUGUAAACGUUAUCCCCGUUUUACCUGCGGAAAAUGAGGAGAAUUUCGUGUUUGUUUCCCAUUCCGCGUUUUACCUGCGGCUUUCGGAGAUAAGUUCAUUAUAUUUGCUUGUUUUCUCGUUGUUAGUAUUCGAGAGUUGUGCCUUGCAUGUAUUGCUGUAGGGCGGAUUGAGUUCCAUGGUCGGAGAUAUGUUGAAGGGGAGAUGUCAAUCGGUAUAUGUUUUGUAUUCUGUGUCUUGCAAUCCAGACGAAAUGCUGGAUGGCUUGCAUUUUCUGUUUCGGGAGUUAUCGCAGCAAGGGGGCUGUUAAGCUUUUCAUGUUUUGGGAGAUAUUGUGGCCAGGGGCUGCUCAGAAAUUGAUGUUUUCUCUUUGUUUGAGAAACGGCUUAGUUGGUGAAAGUUUCCUCUGGCGUUUUAGUAUGCGCCGGGUUUUUAUCCUUUGUCUCUUUUGCCGUAUUUGGUAUUUUGGUUUUUCUGAAUGAUAUAUUGAAGGAAGGAAUUGGCAUAUUUUGGUAAGACAUGGUUGAGGCCUAUGCGCUUCCGAAGCUUAUUUGAGAUUGGUCAAUGAGCUGAAACAUAGUUUUGUGCGAGGAUCUUGUCCGAAGUAAUAGUUGACACGUUUUUCCGGAGUUGUCCGUCCAAAGUCUUUAUGACGUGACUCUGAUGUAAUGUUGAACUUUGCGGAGUAUUUUUCUAAGGAUGAUUCUUGGUUUUUGGCUGAAUGAGAAUUUGGUGACGACAUUUUCUCGAGAGGGAUGAUUGUUAAGACUCGAGUGAAAUUCCAACAUACAUAGUAGUGGAUUAAGGAGGAAAAGUAACUUGAAAUUUGAAUAUUCAAUAGAUCGGGAAGUUGAAGUAAGUGGUGCACAUCAUGCUGAUCGUGUACGGCGUUUCAGUGGAAGAUGCGGCAGAGGAACAAAAACACUGCCGACCCGAACAAAUAUUGUAAACAUUGUGAACAUUGUAAGGAUGGCGUGCAGAUUGGAUCACUUCUCCAAACAUUUCCCUCGCAUCAUGAAGUCAGCUAAAUCCGGUGCGUCGUCUUCAAUCAAGAAAUUCUCGAAAAAAGAUUAUGCCCUUCUUCAAAGACUGAACAAGAAGGCACUACCGACGGAUUCAGCCGUUCCCGUGCUGACACUGAAAAUAUCCCGAAGUAUGCUGGUGGAAAGAAUACUACCGCGUUUUUCGACAACUUCAAAUACGGCCAAGCCAAGGAGACUGACUCACAUGGAAAAGCCACGACCCGUUCAUAGUGCGAAUAGUGCACGAGGAAGCACGCCAACAUCCAACCGUCGGUCCUCAUAUCUGUUCGAAAAGUAGCGCCGGCAAUCGAUCAUCAGCAUGCGCUCCUGACCACACAUUUUGAGCGAUGUACAUCCCGCGAUCGUGUC